UUUAUGAAUAAAAAUUUAAUUAUAGAAUUAUUUAUAUACAAAAAUAAUUAUGAUGGAGCCGACUACUAAUGGUGUAGAUCAAAAAUCACCUUCAGAUGUGGUCGCUGAAUUAAAUAAAAUUUCAAUAAUUGAAUCGAUAAAAAAUGCGGCGGCGAUCACUACGAAUGGUGAUGCACAAUCAUCAACAACAUCAUCAUCAGUAUCAAAAGCGCCAUUUUUAAAAAACACUGAACUUUUAGGAAUUUCUUUUAAUGAAAAUUCAAGUUCAUUGAUUAGAUGUGCGCCAAAUGAACGUGCAACAUUUUUUAUAAAAAUUGAUUGCCCUGAUGAUCAUGAAGCUAUUCCAUUUACAUUUGAAUGGAGCCGAGCUGAAACUGCAAUCGAAAAUUCAGAUAAAUUUCGAAUAACGCAAACAAGUAAUGCUGUCCAAUUAGCUGUUGAACAUGUUCAAAAAGAAGAUGCCGGACAUUAUACUUUAUAUGCACGAACGAAAAAAGGAAAUUUAAUUCGAAAAGAUGUCGAGCUGGUCGUUGAAGAUAGAUCAGUUGGUGAAGAUCCACCAAUAUUUUUACGUCGACUUACUGACUUAUCUGUUAAAGUUGGUACACGUACAAGGCUUAUAGUUGAAAUUCGAAGCUCAACAGAUGUUAAGGUAACUUGGUAUCGAAAUGAUAGAAGAAUAUGCGAGAAUGAUCGUAUCAAACAGGUGAAUGAAGGGAAUUUUUUUUGCUUGGAAAUAACGCCAGUAACAUUAGAUGAUGGUGGUCAAUGGAUGUGUAUGGCCGAAAAUUUAGGUGGACGUAAUUCAUGUAUUGCAUUAUUAAAUAUUUUGGUGCCAAAGGCAUACAAAUCACCAGAAUUUAUUGAAGAAUUACGUGCUGUAUUAACAGAACAAGGUACAGUUUCUUUAGAAUGUAAAGUAAUUGGUGUACCGACACCACUAUUAAGAUGGUUCAAAGAUUCGAAGGAAAUAAAAGCUGGGGAUGUUUUUGCACUUACUGCAAAUGCUGAUGAUCCGACAUCAUUAGGUACAUAUACCUGCGAAGCUGUUAAUUGUAUGGGAAAAGCUUAUUCUAGUUCAAAAGUACAUGUAGCUGGUAGAGGAAGUCGUGAAGGUUCCCUAAAACCGGCCGAUAGCAUGAAAGUAAGUGCACCACCACCAAUUUUCACUAAUGAAUUAAAAAGUAUAAAAGUUAAAAUAGGAGAAACUGUUAUAUUAGGUUGUCAAGUUGUGGUACCCCCUUGGCCAAAAAGUGUAACUUGGUACAAUAAAGAAGGACGAAUUGAAUCAAAUGAAAAAUAUCGUCUGAUUGAGGAUGGUUUGGGUGUAUAUAUGGUCGAAGCGAAACCUUCUGAAAGCUGCGAUGAGGGAGAAUGGAAGUGUGUCGUUACAAGUAGUGAAGGAAGUGUUGGUAUUUCUACUUGCACCGUCAACAUGGAUAUACCUAAAAAUUAUCGUAAACCAAGAUUUAUGGAGAGUCUUAAAGCAGUUCUCACAGAAGAGGGGUUAGUUUCCUUCGAAUGCAAAGUAGUUGGUUUCCCCACACCAAUACUGAAAUGGUUCAAAGAUGGUCAGGAAUUGAAGCCAGGUGAUGUUUAUCAGCUAACAGGUACCAAUUCUUUGGGAACAUACUGUUGCGUUGCCAAAAAUUGCAUGGGUGAAACAAGUAGUGUUGCAGUGUUAACGGUGGAAGAUAUUCAAAAUCAAUUGAAUGAGGAAGAUAGAUUGACUUUAAUAAAGCAAAACCAACCGCCAAGAUUUGUCGUUGGUUUAAAAAGCCAGGAGGCAAAAAUCAAUGAAGAGUUUGAAUUUCUGGUUACAGUUAAAGCAACGCCUGAACCUAUAUUAUCAUGGUUUCGUGAUGAAUUACCCGUGGAAACAAACGAGCGAUACAAUGCAUUUAAAGGUCAAAACGAGAAUUUUCAUCUUACAAUAAAAUGUGUUGAAUUCGUAGAUCAAGCUGAAUGGAAGUGUAUCGCUGCAAAUGAUUUUGGAACAACAAUAACUUCGUGCUUUUUAAAACUUCAAAUACCACGCCAUUAUAAGAAACCUCGCUUUUUAGAAUGUCUCAGGGCUGUCUUGACUGAAGAGGGUGCCGUUAACUUAGAAUGUAAAGUUAUUGGCGUACCUCAACCAGUUUUAAAAUGGUACAAGGAUGGCGUUGAGUUAAAACCUGGUGAUAUCCAUAGAAUUAUAUCUGGUCAAGAUGGUACGUGUUGCCUUGGAACAUAUACAUGCGAAGCCAGAAACUGUAUGGGUGUUGUUGCCAGCUCAGCUUCUCUUUUAGGUUUUGAAGACGCUUAUAAAAAUCAGCAACAACAGCAACAACAGCAAAAAGAACGUGAAGCUGUUCAGUUACAACGCAAUUUCUCACUUUCGACCAUACAAGAGGAACGUACAUCUCAGUUAUAUGAAACUCCGGUUGGUUCAGUAGCAGUUGAUGAUAAGGGUGAUGUGUCAUUUUCAUUUGACGGGAAAGAGGUUUCAGUUUCUCUAUAUGAAACGCCAGAUUUAACAGAAGAAGAAGCUUUACAAAUUGUCGAAAUGUAUGCAGAGCAAAUAUCUGAGCAUGUAACAGAUGGCAAUGUAGUUGAAUUACCACCUCUACGAUUCGUGAAGGAGACAUCUCAAUCGGGGAAUCUUCUUAUGGAGGCAGUUGUAGUAGAUAUUUCACCAGAAUAUUUCAGCCCGGACGACGACCAAAGAACCGAAGCUGGUGUAGACGAUAUUUCUAUUCAUGAAGCAAGUGUUCAUUCAAGCAAAGGAGGUCACGCAAGUUUCGAUAGAGAUAUGGAAGAUUUCGCAAAUCAAUCAAUAGUAAAAAUGGAGGAGGAGCUUAGCAUGCAAGCUCCAAUCCCAAGAAAAAGAAAGAAGUCAAAACCAGGUGCAGAAAGUGAUGAAUUCCAAAGUUUGUCCCAAUCUAAAAAAUCAAGCAGUCAUAAAGGAGACGACGAUAGUGAAUCAGAUUUACAAACCUUUGCUAGUGCCCAAGGCUCUGCUCCAAUUUCUUCUUUAGAAAAAGAACCUUCAUCAGUAAGUUCUGGAGCUGUACCAAAAGAACCAAUUCCUCCUAAAAGGAAGAAGGCUGAAAAAGUGGAAUUAGAAUCAGAUUCGUCGAUGAGAACAAGUGAGCAAGAAGUACAUUUGCAAGAUAUAUCUGGAGCUGCAGGUGAUGGACUAAAAGUGUUGUCGAAAACGUCUAAACAAAUUACUGACGAAAAAUUAAUUAGAACGAAUUUGGAAGCAUUGGUGCCUUUAGCUAAAAGCCUGAAACAGGUUGAAAAACAUUUGGUUGUUGUGCAGGACGAAGUUAUUUCUCAAUCCGCUAUGAUGAUGUCUCCUGCAUCAGCUGAACAAAGUAUUGGAAUAAUACAAAAAAUUUUGGAGCCUUUAAGACAAAUUCAAAGCAAGAUGAAAGUUUAUUCAGGAGAAAUUCCUUUGGAAACAUUAUUUGAAUCUCUUGAAGAAGAUGUUCAUGAGCUUCAUAGAAGUUUGCAAGUUAUUGAAAGUUGUGUUGAAAUGGAUGAACAUGGUGUUACCUUAAUUCAAAAAACUAGUGUUUGUGUAAUCGAUAGUUCAGGAGAUUUAAUAAUAAAAGCUUUAGAUAAUGUUAAACAAAUAGCUCAAUAUUUUGAAACCGAUAAGCUUAAAAAUGAAAUUAGAUUAGUCGUUCAAGAUAUGCAGCAAGGAAUUCAAAUUACUCAAGAUACAAUAAAAUCACAGGCACUUAUACAGGAAGCAUCUGCAUUUGAAACAGCGCAGCACAUAUCUGAACAAGUGGCUAAAAUGCAAACAUUAGCACCAUCAGCAACACCGUUUGAUAAACAAACAAUAUUACAAUUGCCUUCUGAAGCAGAAUCAUUAAAAAUGAUAUGCGAACCAGUCAUGAAAAUACAACGCUCCUUAGAAAGCAUAGAAAAUGAAUUAUCCUUGGAAGAAAAUGAGGAACAGUUGUUUUCAAAAGUCCAUGAAGUAGUUUUAGAUAAAUUAACUGAACCAAUAGAUGAGUUAACUUCAGUGUUGCAGAAAAUAGAACAAAAUACCGUCAGCGCUUCUUCGGGGAAAGAAAAUUUAGAACAAAAAAUUAAUAUAACGGUUUUAGAUAUUGUCACUCCACCUUUAUUUGAACUUAAAAAAGGAUUGGAAAUUUUAGCUAAGCAAUCUUCCACAAAUAUUCAUGCAGGUAUGGUCAGCGUAAGCAUCGUAGAACAAAUGGUACCCCCACUUCAAGAAAUACAAAAUGGAUUAGCCCAACUCGCUCAAGAUAUUGAAAGUGGACAAGUUGGUGAAGAGGUUGCUAAUGAGUCAGCUGAUGCACAAAAAUUGUGCCAGUCUAUAGCUCAAGCAGUACUAUAUUUAGAAACUAAUAUGGAACUUUUAGCACCAAAAAUGCCAGAAGCAAUUCAUAUUCAGAUGAUUAAUUUAAAAAAUGAUGUUUCCCGUUUGGUUGGAAAUAUUUUAGAUUCGUCAUUUAACAAAUACCACUUGACUCUUUUGGAAAAUUUAAAAAGGCCAAUAGAUGAAUUAAACUAUUGCUUACGGCAAACAGAAGCUAAAUCUAUUUCAGGAUCCUUAAGCGACUUAUUAGAGCCUCUUGAUCAUUUAAAUGAUAAAGCAGUGCUUUGUGAAGAUAUUUUACUUCUCACUGGGCAGUCACCAAGCGACUUCAAUUUAAAAACAUUAAAGCAAAUAAAACUUUUGAUUAAAUCUAUUAUAAGUGAUAUCGAUAGUCAUGAUAUGAAAAUUUUGCAAGAUGAAUUGGAAACACAGCAAAGAUUAGGAGAUGAAAUAGAAAAAACAAUUUUGUCUAUUCACGAAGCAAAGUCUUUACAUAAUUCUGAAAAACUAAUUGCGAAGUCUAAACAAAUAUUUGAGGAAUUUCAUGCUUGUAUAGCAGCUGUUCAACAGCAAACUGUAUUUCCUGAAUCUGAAGAAGCUGCUGUGCCAAAAGAACAUAUUACUCUUUUGAAAAAUAUUAAAGCUCCUUUGCAAGAUAUUAUGCAAAGUAUAAGUAAGGUUAAAGAGAUUUUUGCAUUCGAAACCAUUGAAAUGUUAUCAGAUACCGGAGAUGUUUCAAUUUUGCAAGAAUUUUUAAGACCUUUAGAAACUAUUAUGGAAAAUAUUCAAGUAAUAACACAGCAUAAUAUUGUGGAACCACUAUACACUUCUUCUGCAAAAGAUGCACCAGAAGCUCUAAAAACAUUGGUUGAACCUUUGCAACAACUUCAAACCUGUAUAAAUUCAAUUAAUGAAAUAGGAAAAACUGCAAAAGUCCAAGGCUUAAAUCCAAAAAUUGUUCUACCUCUUGAAGAAAUCAACAAUUCAAUUGAGAAAUUAGUUAGCUGUAUAAGCCCUCCCAAUAAAGCAACCGAAGUUACAAAAGCUGCUAUUCAAACUGCCACACCAAUGGAGGUAGAUGUCGAUAUAAUUGAUAAAAAAAUAAAUUCCUAUAAUUUACUUGUGCAGGAAUUCAAAUCUUCGAUUUUAAAUGUUUUUAAUAAGUGCGCUGAGUUAGAUGUAACUAUGCUUGGGUUAGAUCAAGUAGCUGCUAUUAAAACAAUUGUGACAAAACUAAAGUAUAUUGAGAAUUUGAUGGAGCAAGCUGGCCUUGUAACUGAUGUAGAUAAAAAUUUUUUAGAAAGAUCAAAAGAAAAAAAUUUGGAAGAUUCUACAUUAGAUUUGUUAAAUUACAUAGAAAUUAUAGAACGAGAAAUAAAUCAAGAAAAGUCAGAUCUGGGUUUAGACAAUAUCUCGAAAUUAAAAUCAAUCAUUACACCUUUACAAGAUCUGGCAAAAUCAUUGACGGUGUUUGAUGAACAAAUUCUCAAAGGUAUCCAAAAAACCGUUUCCGUUAGUGAAACGAAAAUUGAAGCUAUUAAACUUCCUGAUGUGAAAGUUAAAGUUGAGGAACCCAGUUUAAAGAAUAGUUUAAAAGAAGGAAUUAAGCAAAUUCAAAUUUGCCUAAAUAUUGUUGGUAAUGAAAAACAGCUCUUGAAUUCGAAAGAGUCCAAUGUUGCUUCGGACAUUCUUUUAAAUAUUAAAACAUCUUUGAAUGAUCUAAAAUCAUCUUUUGAAAUUAUUCAAAGUGAAUUUGCUGAAUCACAAAGAGUAGAUGAAGAAAUUUUAAACAAAUCAGAUGUCUCAAAUUCAUUAUUUAAACUCAAAGAAUGUUUGGUGAAGACAUACGAAGUAGCUCUAGAAAAUUCUGAACUUGAAAAAAUGUUAGAAGGACCAUUGUCUGAAACUGAAAAAGCUUUCAAUGAUAUUAUUGAUAAUGUUCCUCUUUUGGAGUUUCUCCUAGCUGAAAAAAUGGCUAACAAAUCUCAAACUGAACUUAACGAAUUGUUAAAUGCCACUCGAAAUGCUGUUGCUACUAAUCCUAAUUUAGCUUAUAUUAAAACAAUAGAAAAGCCAAUAAUCAAUUUACAACAGCUAUUGAUCAAUAUUAACAAGUCGCAGAACUUGCUGAUGUCGAAAUCUUCAUCGAUAAUGAUAACACUUCAAACAUAUUUGAUGGAUUUAUACAGAUCAUUAAGUGAUAUAAGCGAACUAAUUCCAUCAAAAGGAUUAAAACCAAUUGCAGAAUGUCAACAGAAUUUAACAUCUAUUUACAAUUUCAUAGAAACUUCAGAAGAUAAAAUCAAGCUUACUGAAUUUUUACAAGAAAUUGAUGCAAUAUCACCUAAUUUACAAGAUUUUAGUCGUGUAUUAACUGAAAUAACAAGAGACAGUGUUUUAGUUCCAAUUAAACUUGAUGAGAUUCAGGAAGAAAAGGAAGAAGAUUUGAAAAAGAUACUUCCAAAUAUUGAAACCAUGAAAGAUGAAGCACUAAAGAAAGAGGAGAUUAUAGAAAUUUUGGAGCCUGUUAAGGAUGCUAAAAAUUUCUUAAUCAUUUUACAACAGAUCCUUUCUGAGCAAACGGAAGAAAACGCGAAAUUAUUUCUACAAAAUUAUUCUGGAGUUAUCAAUGAUUUAAGAGAAAAAUUGGAUUAUAUUGAAAAUAGGGUUAAUAGUCAAAAAGAUGUGAACAUUUUAUCAGAGCAAGAAAGAGAAUCAAUUGAUGAGAUUAUCAAACCGUUACAAAAAUUAAAAAAAGCUAUUAGAAAUGUGGGUCAAUUAAUUCAAGAUGAAGACAUAUCUGUUACUGAUUUGUCUACUAUAGUUCGAACUGAAACUGUAGAGGAUUUAACAAGUCAAGCUCUCGAAUUACAAAAACAUUCAGAAGAGCGUGAACUUACACCAGAAGAGCAAACAAAAUUGCAAAAAAUUUUAGAGAAAAUUGAUAGUAUGGAUUCUGAGGUUUACAAAGCUUUAACCGAACCAAAAAUAAUAAACAAAAACCAGGCUGAACUUUUUGAAGCUAUACGCGAAGAAGCUGAAAUGCUUGAGGAACUAAAAAAAAACGACGACAAAGACGGUUUUUCCAAAGAGUCCGCCAAAAGUACGGAACCGAAUAUUCUCGCUGAACAGCAAUCACUUCAAAUGGAUAUCGAUAAAAAUAAUUUAAAACGUAAGGUAAGCGAAGAAACUCCCAUUACUAGUGAAGAAGAUGAAAAACGCCAAAAAAUUGAUAGCAGAUCCCAAUUUAUAACGGAGAAUUUAAACAAUUUAAAAAUUAUAAAUAGCAAUAUCCUUCAAAUGAUUCAAAAUGAACUACCAAAAAAAAUAUUUGAACCAUUAAAUGCUCUUAAAUCCACAAUAGUUGAAAUCGAAAACAUAUUGAGAGAAAAACCUGCAAAAGUAAUUGAAGAUGAUCUUUUUCUUCCAUUAUUUAAAUUAAGGGACCUUUUAAACCAUAUCGAUAAUGAGAAAAACUCAAUUAGCGAUCAAGAAAUGAAACUAAAAUUAGAUCAAAUAGUCAAACUAAAUGAGCUGCUUUUCUCGAACAUAAUUAAUAAUCAUAAAAAUUUAAGACAAACUUUUAUUCAGGACCUCAUUACUAGUCCAAAAGACGAAAUUAAGAAACUUUGCCGGAUUGAUAAAAAAAUAAUUGAAAGCUUUAAGCUUGAAAAUCUUAUUACCGGUUUAAACAAUUUUGAUGUGGCUCUUAAUGAACUUGCAAAAAUCAAUGAAACAAGCAUUAAUAAGAACUUAGCACAAUAUGCUAAUUUAAAGGAAAGUGCAGAGAUUGUAUUAGGUACUUUAAAAGAAGCAUCUGCCGGAUGUCCAAAAGAAUUAGAAAAAGUCAUUGGCGAACUUCAAAAUAAAAUUGAGGAAUUAUUUAAUUUAAUUACCGUUAAAGAUAAACUUGGUAUAACCGAAAUUUGUUUAAAAAUGGAAUCAUUAUCUAAUCCAAUAAGAAAUUUGGCAAAUAAAGUAAGAGAUGCAACAGUUGAAAAACAAGAAUUAAUUAAAAUUGAGAAUACUCACUUUAAGCAGCAAUUGAUCGAACUUCAAGAACAUUUUAAGAAAGAAAAACAUAACGAUAAUAUCAACAGAUCAUUAGAAGAAUUACAACAAAUCCAUGAUGAAUUAUCUAAAACUAAAAAUCCAAGCGAAGAUAUGAAUAAGAGAGCUGCAAAAACUUUACUUAAGUUGAGAGAGCACCUAGUGCAUACAUAUGAUUCUUCAGAAUUCACAGAAGGUGAAAACCAAAACAUAGAUAUUAUAGAUAAGAUUUUGAAAGAUCAUUUAGUUGAUAACCCAGCUUUAGAGAAAGAUUUUUCAAACCUAAUAGUGAAACACACAUUUACGCAAAUCAAACAACUUAUAGAAAUUUUAUCCAAAAAUAGAGAAAAGCCUGAAUUUAAAAAUUUGUCUCAUCUUGUUAAUUCGAUGACGGAUCUCGAAGUUAAUAUGCAACAAAUAUUUAACCAACAAAAUUCGCAAUUUGCUAAAACUUCUGCUAAAAUUAUAAAUUUACAAAAAGUUUUAAUGAAUGCUUUUAUUAAUUUUAAUGAGGUUAGUGACAAAAGUGAAAGACAUUUAAAAGAUCAUUUAGCUGAAAUUGAAAAAGUUUUCCUUACUAUUAACAAUGUAAUUGAAGAAUCUGCACCUGUUCUUAAAAUGAUAGAAAUUGCCAGUAAGGUUGAAAGUUUAGAAAAGCCAGUUAAAGUGUUAAAUGACUACUUGACUCAUACUUUAGUACAGUCUGCAAAAGAUAAAGAAAUUAAAGAAGACCAAAGGGAGAUAUCUCCAGAAAUGGUUCAACACAUUGAAAAAAUUGUAACACAAAAAUAUAUUGAAAUAAAAGCACUUGAAAAACAGAACGAACAACAAGCAAUUCUUGCUAAGACUGACGAGAAAAUCUUAUUAGAAAUACAGAAAGUACAGCAACAAAUUGAUAAAAAAAAACUGGAAGUUGUUGCUUUGGAAUCACAAAUUCCUCAACAAGGUCAGUUUUCUACAGACCAAUUAAAACCUGAAGAGAUUCAACAGAUGAGUCAAAUAGUAAAUCAAAAGAAAACAGAAAUUCGAGCAUUGGAAAAUAAAGAAGCUGAGAGGGCUGAAAUAUCGAUGGCCGAUCCCAAAGCAAAAGAAGAUAUCAAGCAAAUGCAACAAAUAAUUGAACAAAAGAAAAUUGAAAUACAAGCUUUGGAAAAGAAAGUAGCAGAACAAGGGGAAAUAAUUGUUCCAGAGGAAAGGAAACUUAAUGAAAUUGAACAAGUACAGCAAAUUGUGGAACAAAAGAAAGCAGAAGUAAAAGCUCUAGAAACUCAAAAAGCACAACAAGCGCAAAUUGCUAAAACAGAUUCUCCUGCUGUUGAAGAAGUUAAGCACUUGAAAUUGGUUAUUGAACAAAACAAACUAGAAAUAAAAGCUUUAGAAUCAAAACUGCCACAAAUAGGAGAAGUGGCUGAAGUUGAAAUGAAAUCUAUUGAAGAAAUUUAUCAAAUAGAGCAGAUAGUUUCUCAAAAGAAAGCUGAAAUAAAAGCUCUUGAAACGCAAAACGCACAACAAGCAACUCUGGCAAAAUCUGAUGCAAAAUCUGCAUCUGAAAUAGACAAUGUGCAAUUGACAAUUGAUCAAAAGAAAUUAGAGGUUGUUGCACUCGAGUCUCAAGUUUCUAAACAAGGCGAAAUUUCUACCAUUCAACUAAAACCUGAAGAAAUCCAACAGAUGAAUCAAAUGGUAGAUCAAAAGAAAGCGGAAAUUCGAGCAUUGGAAAAUAAGCAAGCUGAAAGGGCAGAAAUGUUGAUGGUCGAUUCGACAGUAAAAGCAGAAAUUCAACAAAUGCAACAAAUAGUUGAACAAAAGAAAAUUGAAAUACAAGCUUUGGAAAAGAAAGUAGCAGAACAAGGGGAAAUAAUUGUUCCAGAGGAAAGGAAACUUAAUGAAAUUGAACAAGUACAGCAGAUUAUGGAACAAAAGAAAGUAGAAGUAAAAGCUCUAGAAACUCAAAAAGCACAACAAGCGCAAAUUGCUAAAGCAAAUUCUCCUGCUGCUGAAGAAGUUAAGCACUUACAAUUGGUUAUUGAACAAAACAAACUAGAAAUAAAAGCUUUAGAAUCAAAACUGCCACAAAUAGGAGAAGUGGCUGAGGCCGAAGUUGAAAUGAAAUCGGCUGAAGAAAUUCAGCAAAUAGAACUGAUAGUUUCCCAAAAGAAAGCUGAAAUAAAAGCUCUUGAAACGCAAAACGCACAACAAGCAACUCUGGCAAAAUCUGAUGCAAAAUCUGCAUCUGAAAUAGACAAUGUGCAAUUGACAAUUGAUCAAAAGAAAUUAGAGGUUGUUGCACUCGAGUCUCAAGUUUCUAAACAAGGCGAAAUUUCCACCAUUCAACUAAAACCUGAAGAAAUCCAACAAAUGAAUCAAAUGGUACAUCAAAAGAAAGCAGAAAUUCGAGCAUUGGAAAAUAAGCAAGCUGAGAGCGCAGAAGUGUCGACGGCUGAUCCGAAAGUAAAAGAAGAAAUUCAACAAAUGCAACAAAUAGUUGAACAAAAGAAAAUUGAAAUACAAGCUUUGGAAAAGAAAGUAGCAGAACAAGGGGAAAUAACUGUUGUGCAGGAAAGGAAACUUGAUGAAAUUCAACAAGUACAGCAAAUCGUGGAACAAAAGAAAGCAGAAGUAAAAGCCCUAGAAACUCAAAAAGCAAAACAAGCGCAAAUUGCUAAAGCAGAUUCUCCAGCUGCUGAAGAAGUUAAGCACUUGCAAUUGGUUAUUGAACAAAACAAACUAGAAAUAAAAGCUUUAGAAUCAAAACUGCCACAAAAAGGAGAAGUGGCUGAAGUUGAAAUGAAAUCUAUUGAAGAAAUUCAACAAAUAGAGCAGAUAGUUUCUCAAAAGAAAGCUGAAAUAAAAGCUCUUGAAACGCAAAACGCACAACAAGCAACUCUGGCAAAAUCUGAUGCAAAAUCUGCAUCUGAAAUAGACAAUGUGCAAUUGACAAUUGAUCAAAAGAAAUUAGAGGUUGUUGCACUCGAGUCUCAAGUUUCUAAACAAGGCGAAAUUUCCACCAUUCAACUAAAACCUGAAGAAAUCCAACAAAUGAAUCAAAUGGUAGAUCAAAAGAAAGCGGAAAUUCGAGCAUUGGAAAAUAAGUGUGCUGAGAGGGCAGAAGUGUCGGCGGCCGAUCCGAAAGUAAAAGAAGAAAUUCAACAAAUGCAACAAAUAGUUGAACAAAAGAAAAUUGAAAUACAAGCUUUGGAAAAGAAAGUAGCAGAACAAGGGGAAAUAACUGUUGUGCAGGAAAGGAAACUUGAUGAAAUUCAACAAGUACAGCAGAUUAUGGAACAAAAGAAAGCAGAAGUAAAAGCCCUAGAAACUCAAAAAGCGCAACAAGCACAAAUUGCUAAAGCAGAUUCUCCUGCUGCUGAAGAAGUUAAGCACUUACAAUUUGUUAUUGAACAAAACAAACUAGAAAUAAAAGCUUUAGAAUCAAAACUGCCACAAAUAGGAGAAGUAGCUGAAGUUGAAAUGAAAUCUAUUGAAGAAAUUCAACAAAUAGAGCAGAUAGUUUCUCAAAAGAAAGCUGAAAUAAAAGCUCUUGAAACUCAAAACGCACAACAAGCAACUCUGGCAAAAUCUGAUGCAAAAUCGGCAUCUGAAAUAGAAAAUAUGCAACUGACAAUUAAUCAAAAGAAAUUAGAGGUUGUUGCACUCGAGUCUCAAAUUUCUAAACAAGGCGAAAUUUCUAUCAUUCAACUAAAACCUGAAGAAAUCCAACAGAUGAAUCAAAUGGUAGAUCAAAAGAAAGCGGAAAUUCGAGCAUUGGAAAAUAAGCGAGCUGAGAGGGCAGAAGUGUCGGCGGCCGAUCCGAAAGUAAAAGAAGAAAUUCAACAAAUGCAACAAAUAGUUGAACAAAAGAAAAUUGAAAUACAAGCUUUGGAAAAGAAAGUAGCAGAACAAGGGGAAAUAACUGUUGUGGAGGAAAGAAAACUUGAUGAAAUUCAACAAGUACAGCAGAUUAUGGAACAAAAGAAAGCAGAAGUAAAAGCCCUAGAAACUCAAAAAGCACAACAAGCACAAAUUGCUAAAGCAGAUUCUCCUGCUGCUGAAGAAGUUAAGCACUUGCAAUUGGUUAUUGAACAAAACAAACUAGAAAUAAAAGCUUUAGAAUCAAAACUGCCACAAAAAGGAGAAGUGGCUGAAGUUGAAAUGAAAUCUAUUGAAGAAAUUCAAAAAAUAGAGCAAAUAGUUUCUCAAAAGAAAGCUGAAAUAAAAGCUCUUGAAACUCAAAACGCACAACAAGCAACUCUGGAAAAAUCUGAUGCAAAAUCGGCAUCUGAAAUAGAAAAUAUGCAACUGACAAUUAAUCAAAAGAAAUUAGAGGUUGUUGCACUCGAGUCUCAAGUUUCUAAACAAGGUGAAAUUUCUAUCAUUCAACUAAAACCUGAAGAAAUCCAACAGAUGAAUCAAAUGGUAGAUCAAAAGAAAGCGGAAAUUCGAGCAUUGGAAAAUAAGCGUGCUGAGAGGGCAGAAGUUUCGGCGGCCGAUCCGAAAGUAAAAGAAGAAAUUCAACAAAUGCAACAAAUAGUUGAACAAAAGAAAAUUGAAAUACAAGCUUUGGAAAAGAAAGUAGCAGAACAAGGGGAAAUAACUGUUGUGCAGGAAAGGAAACUUGAUGAAAUUCAACAAGUACAGCAGAUUAUGGAACAAAAGAAAGCAGAAGUAAAAGCCCUAGAAACUCAAAAAGCGCAACAAGCACAAAUUGCUAAAACAGAUUCUCCUGCUGCUGAAGAAGUUAAGCACUUACAAUUGGUUAUUGAACAAAACAAACUAGAAAUAAAAGCUUUAGAAUCAAAACUGCCACAAAUAGGAGAAGUAGCUGAAGUUGAAAUGAAAUCUAUUGAAGAAAUUCAACAAAUAGAGCAGAUAGUUUCUCAAAAGAAAGCUGAAAUAAAAGCUCUUGAAACUCAAAACGCACAACAAGCAACUCUGGAAAAAUCUGAUGCAAAAUCGGCAUCUGAAAUAGAAAAUAUGCAACUGACAAUUAAUCAAAAGAAAUUAGAGGUUGUUGCACUCGAGUCUCAAGUUUCUAAACAAGGCGAAAUUUCUAUCAUUCAACUAAAACCUGAAGAAAUCCAGCAGAUGAAUCAAAUGGUAGAUCAAAAGAAAGCGGAAAUUCGAGCAUUGGAAAAUAAGCGUGCUGAGAGGGCAGAAGUGUCGGCGGCCGAUCCGAAAGUAAAAGAAGAAAUUCAACAAAUGCAACAAAUAGUUGAACAAAAGAAAAUUGAAAUACAAGCUUUGGAAAAGAAAGUAGCAGAACAAGGGGAAAUAACUGUUGCGGAGGAAAGAAAACUUGAUGAAAUUCAACAAGUACAGCAGAUUAUGGAACAAAAGAAAGUAGAAGUAAAAGCCCUAGAAACUCAAAAAGCACAACAAGCACAAAUUGCUAAAGCAGAUUCUCCUGCUGCUGAAGAAGUUAAGCACUUGCAAUUGGUUAUUGAACAAAACAAACUAGAAAUAAAAGCUUUAGAAUCAAAACUGCCACAAAUAGGAGAAGUAGCUGAAGUUGAAAUGAAAUCUAUUGAAGAAAUUCAACAAAUAGAGCAGAUAGUUUCUCAAAAGAAAGCUGAAAUAAAAGCUCUUGAAACUCAAAACGCACAACAAGCAACUCUGGCAAAAUCUGAUGCAAAAUCUGCAUCUGAAAUAGAAAAUAUGCAACUGACAAUUAAUCAAAAGAAAUUAGAGGUUGUUGCACUCGAGUCUCAAGUUUCUAAACAAGGCGAAAUUUCUAUCAUUCAACUAAAACCUGAAGAAAUCCAACAGAUGAAUCAAAUGGUAGAUCAAAAGAAAGCGGAAAUUCGAGCAUUGGAAAGUAAGCGUGCUGAGAGGGCAGAAAUGUUGGCGGCCGAUCCGAAAGUAAAAGAAGAAAUUCAACAAAUGCAACAAAUAGUUGAACAAAAGAAAAUUGAAAUACAAGCUUUGGGAAAGAGAGUAGCAGAACAAGGGGAAAUAACUGUUGCGGAGGAAAGAAAACUUGAUGAAAUUCAACAAGUACAGCAGAUUAUGGAACAAAAGAAAGCAGAAGUAAAAGCCCUAGAAACUCAAAAAGCGCAACAAGCACAAGUUGCUAAAACAGAUUCUCCAGCUGCUGAAGAAGUUAAGCAUUUGCAAUUGAUUAUUGAACAAAAUAAAUUAGAAAUAAAAGCUUUAGAAUCAAAACUGCCACAAAAAGGAGAAGUGGCUGAAGUUGAAAUGAAAUCUAUUGAAGAAAUUCAACAUAUAGAGCAAAUAGUUUUGCAAAAGAAAGCUGAAAUAAAAGCUCUUGAAACGCAAAAUGCACAACAAGCAGCUAUUGCAAGAACGAAUGAAAAAGUUGCCUCAGACAUUCAAAAAGUGCAACAGACAAUUGAUCAAAAGAAAUUAGAGGUCGUAGCCCUCGAAUCUGUAGUCUCUAGCCAAGGCCAAAUAUCAACAACUCAAUUAAAACCGGAAGAGAUUCAACAAAUGCAGCAAAUCGCAAAUCAGAAAAGAAUUGAAAUUUUAGCAUUGGAAACUAAACGAGCUGAGAGAGCAGAAAUAUCGGUGCUCGAUCAAAAGAAUAAAGUGGAAUUGAAUGAAAUGGAAGAAAUAGUUGAACAAAAGAAAAUUGAAAUUGAAGCUUUAGAGAAGAAAGUGGCAAGUCAGGGAGAUAUAGCUUUGACUGAAAAAAAUAUUUUGUCUGAUAUUGAUGUAAUAGAACAAAUUGUAGAGCAGAAGAAGGCUGAGGUUAGCGCUUUAGAAACUCAGAAAAUUGACAUUAGCAACGCCGAUUUAGCAAAGGGAAUGGAUAAAAAUAUUAUGCAGAAACAAAUGGAAAUUAAAGCUUUGGAAGGUUCAAAAGUUUUGGAAGUUAUUUUGGAUGACGAAAAGCUUAAGAAAAUCAAUUGUAUGUAUGCUGGUUCUAUUAAUGAAUUAGGAAACUUUGUAGAAUUAAUAACGUUAAUAGCUCCAGAACAAAGUUCUAUUUUAUCAAUUAAAAAAGCAGCAGAUCCUGUUAUUUCUCUUCAAAAGUGUUUGUUAGAAUUAACGGAUGAUAAAAAUGCAUUUCUCAGCAAAAAUGCUAAUAAAAUUAUCAAACUUCAAAGUCAGUUAAUGUCCGUUUUUCUCUGCUUGAACGACUUAGGAAAUGAAUGUGAAAACCCGUUAAAAGAACAGGUUAUAAACGCUCAAAAUAAAAUUUUAGCCUUAAAUGAUUCAAUAGAUGGCUCUCAAAAUGAUAUUGCAACAUUAGCACUAGCUGGCGAUGUUGGGAUAUUGCACGAAACAUUUGGUAACUUAAAUAAAAUUCUCAAGGAUUUUUCGACAGCAGAAAAUCAGCCUUUGGAGUCCAAAGACAAAAGAAGCAUAGUUGAUCCUGAAGUAAUAUUGGAAGAUAAAAAUCAAGAAGUGGAAAGAAAAAUACAAUCUGAAAAAAAAAUCAUUGACAAAAAUCUUAAAGAGACCAAUGAAAAAUAUAGUUUUAUGAUUUUAGAUGAUUUAAAAAGAAAACUUAAAGAUUUUCAAAAAUCGUGUGACGAUGAAAUUGCCAACGCAAACGUUAGGAAAAAUAUAAAAAAUUUGAAUGAUAUCGAAAAAACUAUUAUUGAUUCCCAUCAAGACACGGAAAACUUGAGCAAAGCGGUGGAAGUUCUUUUUGAAAUUCGAACUGAUAUGUUAGCUAAAUGUGACGAUAAAGAAAAAUCAGUGACAUCGGCAGCUGAGCAAAUCGUGGAAGAAGCAUUUACGAUAUUCAACAAAGUGACCGAAUUUUUGCCAGAUCUUCGCCUUCAAUAUUCGCGAAAAAUGUUAAUUGCUACAGAGAAAGGAAUUGAUACUCUUUUACAAGAGCUUUUGACAAUACCGGGAGAAAUAAAGCAUCUACAUGCAUUUAAACAAGUUGUUCAACCACUUCAAAAUUGUAGAAAUAUAUUCGCCGAAUAUCAAACAAAUGAAUUUGAGAAUCUUGAAAAGUCGUCAAGUAAAAUUGUAAAAUUACAAACCAAUUUGAUGAAUGCAUUUAUGGCAUUCAAUGAACUUGGUGCAAGUUCACAGCUUGCAAAGGAAUUAAGUGUUGUUCAAAAUAAAAUAUUGUUUCUUAAUGACUGUGUUGACAGUGAAAUAACGAAUGUUAAUGUUGUUAGUUUGGCAGCAAAAGCAGAGCGUCUUUCACAGCCUUUAAUGAUGUUAAGUAAAAAAAUUGCUGAGCUUAAAAAAGAUUUAUCGAUAGAAGAAGAGAACAAGGGCGCUACAAAGCAAGACAUAUAUGAUACAAAAAGAAAAGAUUCAGUAAUAACAGAUGUUGCAGAAGCACAUGCACAAACGGGACAAAUGUUGAAUAAGGAAUCCGCAGACAUUAAACAGGAAGUUUUUGACGCUAAAAGAAAAAGUUCUGUUGUACAAGAUAUUGAAAAGGAUCAGCCACAAGUAGCACAAAUAACUCUUAAAAAGCCGGAAGAACUUACGGAAGAAAAGCUAGAUUCAAAGAGAAGAAGCUCGAUAGUGAAAGAUAUUCCAGAACCACAGGCACAAAAGGCCGAAAUUUCAGUAACAAAACCAGAAAGAAUUACACAAGAGACUGUCGAUGCAAAAAGAAGAAGUUCUGUCGUACAAGACAUAGAGGAGCCAAAGGUGCAAACUGCGAAAGUAGUAGCACCUGAAGCGAUUCAGCAGGAAGAUGUUGAUUCAAAGAGAAGGAGCUCUAUUAUACAAGAUAUUGAAGCACCACAACCACUGGUAGCUCAAAUAACGGUUAAACAGCCGGAAGAAAUCAAGCAAGAAAAACUUGAUUCACAGAGAAGAAGCUCUGUCGUAAAAGAUAUUGAAGAACCUCAAGCCCAAGUAGCACAAGUAACAGUGAAAAAGCCGGAAGAAAUCAAACAAGAAACUAUUGACGCAAAACGAAAGGACUCAGUUGUUCAAGAAUUGGAAACACCCCAAUUACAAGUAGCAGAAGUUACAGUAAAGAAGCCUGAAGAAAUUAAGACGGAGAAACUCGAUUCAAAAAGAAAAGAUUCUAUUGUUGAAAACAUUGAGAUUCCAAAGCCACAGGCUGCACAAAUAACAAUAAAGCAAGCAGAGGAAAUCACACAAGAAAGUGUAGACGCAAAGAGAAGAAGCUCUGUAAUACGAGAUGUUGAUGAACCAGAGGUGCAAGUUGCUAAAAUUACGGUGAAGAAACCAGAAGAAAUUAAACAGGAAACUAUCGACACUAGGAGAAGAAGUUCUUUGGUUCAAGAGAUUGAGGAGCCGCAAUCACAAAAAGCAAAAAUAUUUGUUAAAGAGCCGGAAGAGAUUAAAAUGGAAAAGUUCGAUGAAAAGAGAAAAAAAUCAGAUCUGAAAGAUAUAGAAAAAAUGGAACCUCAUGUUGCUAAAUCAUUGGAAAAAGCUGAUGAUUCAAUUAAAGAGAAAAAGCUUGAUACAACACGCCGGGAAUCUAUUUUGGAAGUAAUAGAAAAACCCGAAGCUCAAAAGGCAGAUAUAUCAGAAAUAUCUAAAAAAGAAUCUUUGCCUGAAGGUUCUACAGAAGAUAAAAUUGAAAAGAUACUUGACAAGAAACAUGAAGAAACUAAGGAAACUAAAAGAAAAUCCAUUAAGGAAGAUAAACGAAAAAAGAGUUCUGAAGCAACAGUUGAAGAUUCUACGGAAGAAAUAUCCAAGAAGAAAGAGGAAGUAGAAGCAGCAACAGAUUAUAAAAAAGAAGAACUUAAACAAGCCGAUGAUUCAAAGGUGGACUCAGAAAAGUCAAGAGAAAGAGAAACUAAGACUGAGAGCUUAGAAGAUGCGAAAAUGCAAAGAAAAGAAAGCGAUAAAGAAUCUAAAAACUCAGUAGAAAAAGCAGAUAAAGAAAUAUCAAGAAUAGAGGAGGAAAAAAUAGUAAACCAAACCAAAUCGAAAGAAAUUGUAAAUGAAGCUAAAGAAAAGACGGUUCAAGAAGAAUCAAAACAACAACUGGGCGAAAAAGUUAAUCUUGAAAAAGAACGAGUUGAAGAUUUAAAUGAAAUAAAAGCACAAGAAAUUAAAUCGGAAGUUGAAGAAAAAAUGAAAAACAGAAAAGAAUCUGAAGCAGAAAACAUUGCAGAAAAGAAACAGCUAGAGGAAAAGAAAUCAAAAUCUGAACAAAAAUCGCAACCAACAGAAGAAUCAAAAGAAAAAGGUGUAAAACAAGUAGGUGAAGUUCAAAAUGAUGUUGAAGAACUGAAGGCGAAAGAUAAUGAAGAUCCCAAAAAAAGGAAGUCUAUUAAGAAAGAAACUAGUGAAGAUAAAAAGGCCGAAAGUGUGAAACAAGUAGGUGAAAUUAUAAAAGAUGAUCAAGGAUCGAAGGAAAAAGAUGAACUUAAAAGAAGAAAAUCUAUUAAAAAAGAAAUAAGCGAGGAUAAAAAAACUGAAAGCGUUCAAGAUGAAGUUCAAAAGGAGGAAGUAGAACCGAAGUUAAAAGAUCAUGAAGAACCUAAAAAAAGAAAAUCUAUUAAGAAAGAAACUAGUGAAGAUAACAAAACUGAAACUGUAAAAAAAUUAGAUGAAAUUAAAAAAGAGGAAGAAGAAACGAAGACAAAAGAUGAACAGCCUAAAAAGAGAAAAUCUAUUAAAAAAGAAACUAGUGAAGACAAAAAAACUGAAAGCGUAAAACAACUGGAUGAAGUCAAAAGAGAAGAAGCAGAACCAAAGGCAAAAGAUAAUGAAGAAACUCAAAGAAGAAAAUCUAUCAAAAAAGAAACUAGUGAAGAUAACAAAACUGAAACUGUAAAAAAAUUAGAUGAAAUUAAAAAAGAGGAAGAAGAAACGAAGGCAAAAGAUGAACAGCCUAAAAGGAUAAAAUCUAUUAAAAAAGAAACUAGUGAAGACAAAAAAACUGAAAGCGUAAAACAACUGGAUGAAGUCAAAAGAGAAGAAGCAGAACCAAAGGCAAAAGAUAAUGAAGAAACUCAAAGAAGAAAAUCUAUCAAAAAAGAAACCAGUGAAGAUAAAAAAGCUGAAAAGGUAAAACAAUUAGAUAAAAGUGAAAAACAGGAAGUAGAACCGAAGGCAAAAGAUAAUGAAGAAACCCAAAGAAGAAAAUCUAUCAAAAAAGAAACUAGUGAAGAUAAAAAAGUUGAAAAAGUAAAACAAUUGGAUAAAGCUGAAAAACAGGAAGUAGAACCGAAGACAACAGAUAAUGAAGAACCUAAGAAAAGAAAAUCAAUUAAGAAAGAAACUAGUGAAGAUAACAAAACUGAAAAGAGAAGAAAAUCACUUCAAAAAGAGCCUGAAGUAAUUUCAAACAAGUUGGAAGAUAAACUAAAAUCGGAUAUGGUGAAAGGAAAAAUUGAAACCAAAGUUGUAGAAAAUGAAUCAAUCCAAGAACAAACUAAAAAGAAAGAAAUUGAACAAGAUAAUAUUGAAAUGGAAAAAAAAAUUGAUACAUCAAAGGACUACAAAACACAGCCAAUGGAAACUGAGGAAAUAAAACAAACUUCAGUACAAGUAGAUGACAAGACAAAAGAUCUCGAGCAAAGAAAACCACCGAAAAUUCAACAACGGGAUACAAAAGAAAAAGAAGAAUAUGAUCAAUAUAAAGAUAAAAAACAACAACGUGAAGCAAAACGUAGACCUAAUUUUGAAACGAAAUUAACAAAUAGGACUGCUGGUGUAGGUGGUGUUGUUAAAUUAACUUGUAGCAUAUCUGGUUCAGAUUUAACUAUAAAAUGGUAUAAAGAUAAUACAGUGUUAAUCAAUGGAUCAAAAUAUAUGAUUAAUAAUAAUGAUGGUAUAUCAUCACUUGAAAUUAAAAAUUGCGUUUUAGCAGAUACAGGCAUUUAUACAUGUAUGGCAACAAAUCGUAAUGGUGAAAUUGAGACAAGUUCAAUGGUAACUAUAUAUGAUACGCAUAAACCUUCACAAGAUUUAUUAGUUGCGCCAAUGUUUACUAGAAGUAUAAAAGAUUCAUAUCAAUCUCAUAACAAUCAAAUUAUUUUGGAAUGUAAGCUAACGGGAGAUCCAAAACCAAAAAUUUUAUGGCAAAAGGAUAAUAUAGAUAUUUUAUCAUCAUUAAAUUCUGAUAAUAGAUUUAGUGUUGAAGAACAAGAGGAUGGUACAAUUCAACUUAUAAUUAAAAAUCCGGUUAAAGAUGAUACUGGAAUAUAUGUAUGUCAUGCAGAAAAUGAAAAGAGUAAAGUGAAAAUUAGUAAAUUUUUGGAUAUAACAGAUCAUGUUCGAAUUCAAUCUGAACGUAAAGAAAAGAAAUUCCAAGAAUUAACUGAAGAAAUUGAAAGACGGCGUUCAAUAACAAUGGAACGACAACAAUUGGCUAGCCAAAAAUCAAAAAUAUUUAUUGAUACAAAUUUCAAAGAUUUAACAACCGAAUUAUAUAAUAGAGCAUACAUAUAUGGUUAUAUUAGAGGUGUUCCCGAUGAGAUAGUCUGGUAUAAAAAUGAUAAAAUUAUACAUCCAUCUAGUUCAAAAUAUAAGAUGACAAACAAUAAAGAUGGUCUUGUAACAUUAGAAAUAUUUAAUGCUACAUUAGAGGAUUCUGGUACAUAUAAAUGUUGCUUGAAGAAUAUGCAAAAUGAAAUUGAAAUAAAAUCUAAUGUUAAAAUUUAUGAAAAAAGUGACGAUUGGUUACCAUCAUCGUUUUCAUCUUUCAUUAAAGAAUCAUACGAUUCACGUAGAAAUGAAAUAACAUUAGAAGUAGGAGUUCAUGGCCGACCAAAAAUUUCAUGGUUUAAAGAUGAUUUUGAUAUAACAAGCGGUCGUUAUAGACAAAUUGAAGAAGCGGGUGGUAUACGAAAAUUAAUAAUACGUAACCCAGUGCUGAGUGAUUUUGGUACAUUUAUAUGUAGAGCUGAAAGUGAUAAUAUUUGUGAUGAAAUAACGUCACAAAUUGACAAAUUAAUAUUAGAAACUGAUACAUCAGGACAAAAUGAUGAUGAACCAUAUACAAAUGGUUAUUAUGAUAAAUAUGAAGAUAAUGACUAUUCAACAGGAGUUGGUAAAAAUCGUGAUCGUUUUGCAUCAUCAAUAUCACGUUUGAGUAGAGAUCGUUUAUCACCAUCAGUAUCACGUGAUACAAUUAAUAGAUACAGAUCAAUGAGUGAAGCAUUAUCUAAUAGUACAUCAUCAUUAUAUGUUAGAGAUUCGAAAAAGAAACCUGUUUUUACCACAGAAUUACGUGAUAGAACUGCUAUGGAAAAUUCAACUAUACGAUUAACAUGUAAUAUUAUGGAUGAUGGUGAUACUGAUGUUUUAUGGUUGAAAAAUAAUAUGCCAUUACAACCAAGUACACAAUAUAGAACAAUAUAUGAUAACGGUUUAGCAACAUUAGAAAUAUUUUCGGUUACACCAGAUGAUUCUGGAAAUUAUUCAUGUGUAGCUAAAAAUCAAUAUGGUGAAUCAUUUUCGUUUUCACAUCUUAGGGUUCAUAAGGGAUAUGAAGCAUCUCAACAGCCAAUUACAUUUACUCGUUUCAUAAGAGAUAACUAUUCAUUGCAAGAUGAUGAAUUGGUACUUGAUUGUCGUGUACGAGGUGUUCCAAGACCAAAAAUACGAUGGAUUCGCGAUAGUGUACCAAUUGCUGCCGAUGAGAAAAAAUAUUUACAAUAUGAUCAAGCUGAUGGAUUAUGUCGUUUAGUUAUUAAAAAUCCGACACAAAAAGAUUCUGGUAAUUAUGUAUGUGAGGCUGACAAUAAUGUUAAUGUUGAAAAAAUAUCACAUCAUGUUGAUUUUGCUGGAAAAGAACGUUAUAUACAAGAGAAAACACUAGGUUAUUUCCAUCGUGAUCUAAAUAAACCACAUUUAGUUUCUCCAUUGGGUACACAUAUAGUAACUGUAGGUGGUACAAUUGCUAUUACAGCUGAAUUUGCUGAAACAUGUGGACAAGUUGAUGUUCAGUGGUUUAAAGAUAAACACCCAAUUGAUAAAUCAGCUACAAAAUCAUUUUCUGAAGCAAACGCACAUAUAUUGACUAUUGAAAAUGCUGGAUUUGAUUGGGAUGGAACGUACACAUGUCGUGCAACAAAUGCAUAUGGUAAAAUUGAAACAACUGCAAAUGUUGUUAUUAAUGGUGAUGCUGGCAAAUCAAAACAAGUUCAAUUCUUAUCGAAACCAGAAUCUGAAAUGAAAAUUCUUGUCGGUGAUCCAUUCUCAAUUUCGUUUAGAGUGCAAGGUGAUCCGAAACCGAAAUUGACUUUAAUGAAGGGAGCAAAAGAUAUAACUCGUUCGGAACGUGUUACAAGAGAGGCACAUGAUGAUUAUAUACGAUUUACAAUUCAUGAUUCAACAACUAGAGAUUCUGGAACAUAUUUUGUUGUAGCACGUAAUGAAGUUAGCUCAGAUAGAAUUUUCACAACUGUGAAUGUUAAAGAACGUGCUCGAUCUGCAACUCCAACACUACCACGUUGGGGUAGACCCCUAGAUGCAUAUCCAGAAACAACAUUCUUCAAGAAUCCACCUGGUCCGAUAUCGUCACAUCCUUUAGUUGUCGAUGCUGGUAAACAUCAUAUAAGCUUGCAAUGGGGUAAACCUAUUCCAGGCGAUUCAGCUCCGGUAGUUGCCUACCGGGUUGACGUUUGGCAACUUGGUAGUGAUGGUGGUGCACAAUGGCGAGAGCUUGGUAUGACACCUAUUAAUUCAUAUGAUGCAUUUAAUUUAAAACCUGGAUGCGAAUAUCAUUUUCGUGUAACACCAAGAAAUCGUUAUGGAUGGGGUCCAUCUGUUCAAACAAGUAGUCCUGUUACAAUUGGUGGAGCAGAAUGUCUUCCAGAAUUUAUUAAGAUUUUAUCUGGUCAAAUGAAAGCACUUAAAGAUCAAGAAUGUGUUUUGGAAUGUGUCGUUAAAGGAACACCUAGACCACGAAUUGUAUGGUAUAAAGAUGGUCAACCGAUAAUGUCUACAGAUCGUGUUAUGAUUAAGCAGGUCGGUUUCACGUGUCGUCUUCGAAUAAGUCAAACAGAUGAUAACGAUUCCGGGCGUUAUACAUGUGAAGCUAGUAAUAGUAUUGGAAGAGUUUCAACAUUUGCACGCCUUCAAGUUGUUUCAGAUCCAAAGAUUUAUGCAGCUGAUAGUAAACUGAAAAAAUAUGUUGAAAUGGAAGAUGAAAAAGCUAGUGAAAUGAUACCGAUGUUUACGAUGAGAUUAAGAGAUCGUCGUGUUCAAGUAACGUAUCCUGUUAGAUUAACAUGUCAAGUUGUGGGUUACCCUAAUCCAACUAUAACAUGGUCAAAAGAUGGCAGUGAAAUUGAAAAUGAUGGAAGAUUUUUAGUAUGUGAUGAUGGUCAAUUUAAUACAUUAGAAAUAUCCAAAACUACUCUAGAUGAUAUUGGAACUUAUACAGCAACAGCUAAAAAUGAUUUAGGUUCAGUUUCAUGUAAUUGUUCUCUAAUAGUUGAUAAAGGUAUUAGAGCAUAUAUUGCUCCAGAUUUUUAUAUGCCCUUGGAUCCUGUAUAUGUAUUUAAAGAAGGCCAAGAAAUUCGUUUAACGGCUAAAGUUGAAGCAUAUCCAUCAGUUGGUGUAUCGUGGCAUAGAAAUGGAGCAAGAUUAAGGCCGAGUAGAAAAAUUUUAGCAACACUAAAUUAUGAUGGUUUCGUUGAAUUGAUUAUAGCAGAAGCUAGUGUCAAAGAUGCUGGUAUUUAUGUUUGUAGUGCUUCAAAUCCAGUUGGCAAAGUUGAGAGUACUUGUAAAGUUAUAAUAGAAGAAGCAACGGAAGAAGAAUUACGUAGUUCUAAACCAUCUGUAUUGAGAGGCAGCGAUAAGCCGUAUUCAAAAGAACCAAUGUUUGUUAAAAAGCCGCGUUCUAGUGAGGCAUAUGAAGGUGAUACCGUCAUCUUAAGUUGUGAAGUAGUUGGUGAUCCUAUUCCAGAUGUUGUUUGGCUUAGAGACUUUAUGAAGCCUGAAUAUUAUAAAGACGCACCACAUUUUCAUCCAGUUGAUGAUGGUCCAGAGUAUCGCCUUGAAAUACCAAGUGCUAAAUUAGAUUUUACUGGUACAUAUUCAGUGAUUGCAACGAAUUGCCAUGGGCAAGCUAAAGCUAUAAUUUCUCUUCAAAUAUAUGCAAAAGAUAUAUCAAAACCAAUGGACAAGGCAUCUAUUAAACAUGGCAAUGUUGAAACAAUACCAACUUUUGAAAGGCGUUUACAGGAUAUGAGAUGUUGUGAUGGAGAUGCAAUCACAUUAGAAUGUAAUGUUCAUGCUGUUCCUGAACCAAUAAUUAUUUGGGAGAAAGAUGGUAGAGUUCUAUCAAGUACUUGUAAAGACUUUGAAAUGAGAUAUGAUGGUGAAAAGGCUACAUUAUCCAUAUUGCGUGUCUAUCCAGAAGAUGAAGGAGAAUAUACUUGUAUUGCUAAAAAUAAUAUUGGUAGAUCAUUUUCUUCAGCUUGUGUUCUAGUUGAUGUACCUGAAGAAAAAGAAAAUAUGUUAAGUAAACAAUUACAUAGACCUUCAGGGUUCUUAUCAACAACCUCAACUCCAAGAUCAACACCAAGAGCUACUCCGAUUCGCAAUGUAUCACCAUUAAGAUUAUCGUAUCGUGCUACAAGUAUUGAUUUAUCAACAGAACGUAGACGUUUUGCUGCGCCGAAAUUCUAUGCUAUUCCAAAUGGAAGAGUUGUUGAAGAAGGUGAUACGGUUGAGUUUCAAUGUGCUAUCGCAGGUCAUCCAAUGCCAUGGGCGACAUGGGAUAAGGAUGGAAUGAUAGUUGCACAAACAUCAAGAAUAAUUAUAAAAGAGCGUGAUGAUUUAAGAUUUUUAGAAAUUGAAGAUGUUAAUUUUGAUGAUGCUGGUCUUUAUCGAGUUACAUUAGAAAAUGAUUUUGGACGAGUUGAAGCUACAGCUCGACUCGAUGUGAUAGCAAAACCACGUCCUGAUAGAUCAAAAUCAACACGCGCGGUUCGUAGCAGUUCAAGAUCACGCAGUGGUUUCCAUAUGUCAAGAAGAAUAAUGGGUCCAUCAACACAAAUUGGUGGUCGUUUAGCGUUGGCAAGUGCAUUCCGUGGAUCUUCAGUACCUUCAUCAAAAUAUUAUCAUAAUGGAGAUGAAGUAGAAGAAUCCAACAGAAUACAUUUCGAAGUAAUUGAUAAUUACACACAUUCUUUAAUAAUUGAUAAUGUUGAUAAAUCAGACGAAGGCAUUUACACAUGUAUAGCCCAAAAUGAAGAUGGUAUAAUAAGUACGACAACUUCAGUUGCAUUUUAUGAUCAUAAUAAUGACAUUCCGGAAACUGAACCAAUUAUAUUAAAGCAAUUACCAAAACAAAUUCGAACAAUUGAAGGUCAAAUAACUGAUUUAAGUUUUGAAAUCGAAAGUUUUGAACCAUAUUCAUAUAUAUGGUAUAGAAAUGACGAAAUGCUCUUAAAUAAUGAUGAAUUUAGAUUUAUCGAUCAUGGUAAUGGAAUUUUAGCAUUGAGAAUUAUGGACACUUUCGAUUUAGAUGCAGGACGUUAUUCAUGUACUGUAAUGACAAGAAAUGGAUCAUGUUCAACAUAUUGCGACUUAAUUGUUGAAGAAGAUCGAUUAAAUUAUAAUGAUUAUGAUUUAGAAAUUUUAAAGAAACCUCAACCUGUAUUGGGUUUUCCAGGUUCAAUUGUAUCAUUUUGUGCAAAAGUUUAUCCACCGGAUGCUAUAACUAAUUGGUCAAUAUGCGGUAGAGAGAUAAGCGAUGAUUCACGUGAAUAUUCUUUGGAAUCACAAUCAGAUGGUUUAAGAAUUUUACAUAUAUUAGGAAUUGAAUACUAUCAUAGCGGUGAAGUAAAGUGUACUGUUAUACAUCCAAAUAAUAAACUUAUUAAUUUAUCAGCAUAUACAAAUUUAACAAUAUUACCAAGCAGUUUACCAAAUCAAAAUAUAUUUAAUUUCGAAAAUACAGAAAGUAAUGAAACACCAGAUUUACCAGUUUAUAUAACAAAAGGACCAGAUGAUUGUACAGCAUUAGUUGGCGGUACAAUUGUAUUAAAAGUCCAUUUUGGUGGAAAACCAAUACCGAAAGUUUAUUGGUUCAAAGCUGGUCAUCCUGUUGUGGAAAGUUCAAAUAUUAAAAUUACAUCAACUGAUACAAAUUCUAUUCUUCAAAUAACUGAUAUUACAACUGAUGAUAGCGGUAAAUAUACUGUAGAAAUCAUGAAUGACUAUAGUAGUGAUUAUGCUGUUGCAUCAGUUGCUGUAGAAAGCCCACCAGAACCUCCCAGUAAACCAAGUAUUUCAGCAACAUAUGAUAGAAUUUCGAUAGCAUGGUGCGGACCACCAUAUGAUGGAGGUUGUGUGAUUACAGGAUUUAUUAUUGAAAUGCAAGAAAACUCAUCAGAAUGGAUUGAAAUAGCACACGUUGUUGAUUCAUUAGCUUAUACAAUAAAAGAUGUUAAACCAAAAGUUAUUUAUAGAUUCCGUGUUAGAGCUGAAAAUAUUCAUGGUCAUAGUGAACCAAGUAAACCAAGCGACGAAACUAUUCUACAAAUACCAGAAAUUAUUAAUGAAAAUUAUGAUGAAAUUGAAAAUCGAAAGAAAUUAUUACUAUUAAAACAAGGUGGCGAUUUUAAACAAAGAUUUGAAACACUGGAAGAAUUGGGUAAAGGAAGAUUUGGUGUUGUUUAUAAAGUAAUAGAAAGGGAAACUGGUCAAACAAUGGCAGCUAAAGUUAUUAAAUGUAUUAAAGCAAGAGAUCGAGUUAAAGUACAAGAAGAAAUUGCAAUAAUGAAAUCACUUGAACAUCCAAAAUUAUUACAAUUGGCAGUAUCAUUUGAAACAAAUCGUGAAAUAAUUAUGAUAAUGGAAUAUAUAACUGGAGGUGAAUUGUUUGAAAGAGUUGUAGCAGAUGAUUUUACAUUAACCGAAAGAGACUGUAUAUUAUUUUUACGACAAAUAUGUGAAGGAGUUGAUUAUAUGCAUAGCCAAUCAAUUGUACAUCUUGAUUUAAAACCAGAAAAUAUAAUGUGUUAUACAAGAACUAGUCAUCAAAUAAAAAUUAUUGAUUUUGGUUUAGCACAACGUUUAAAUUCAGAUAGUCCAGUACGUGUAUUAUUUGGUACACCAGAAUUCAUUGCUCCAGAAAUAAUUAAUUAUGAGCCAAUUAGUUUUCAGACUGAUAUGUGGAGUGUUGGUGUUAUAUGUUAUGUUUUAUUAUCCGGUUUAUCACCAUUUAUGGGUGAUGCAGAUGUUGAUACAUUUGCAAAUAUAACACGUGCUGAUUAUGAUUUUGAUGAUGAAGCUUUUGAUGCAAUAUCACAAGAAGCUAAAGACUUUAUUUCAAAUUUAUUAGUGCAUCGUAAGGAAGAUAGACUAACAGCUAAAGAAUGUUUAGAAUCUAAAUGGCUUUCGCAGUAUCAUGACGAAAAUUUAAUAAAUAAACGUAUUUGUACUGAUAAGUUGAAGAAAUUUAUCAUUAGAAGAAAAUGGCAGAAAACUGGAAACGCAAUUCGAGCACUUGGGCGCAUGGCAAAUUUAUCAGCAUCAAGACGUAAUUCAGCGAUUUCAGCAACAGGAAGUAGCACUUCAUUAUCAAAUAGUCCACGUCCAUCAAUUUCAGCUGGCUGUGGACAAACAAAUUCGCUUUUAAAUCCAAAUAUUGUUAAUCAUAUGACGUCUGUUAACGAAGAAGAGGAUGAUGGUGAAAUUAUUACAUCAGCUAUAGUGCAAGUACCAAAAGUAGCUACAAUCAUUGAAUCGAAAAUAAUUCAAAGACCCAAAAUUCGCAAUAAAACUGAAUGUAGUGAACGUAGUGAUUCUGGUUUUAGUGAAUGUUCAAAUUGUAGUGGUGGUGGAAUCGGAGGCAAUAUUUCUUGUUUAUGUCCACAUCCUAUACUAGAAAAACCACAAGCUAUUCAAGAAGAAAUACUUUUAGAAAAAAUUAAUGAAUUUUCAGUUGGAAUACCACAUGAUAUUUUAAAAAUAAAAUUAGAGGAAGUCGCAUCUAAACAUCAAGAAAUGAUUGAUAAUGAAUUGCACAUUGAAGAAGUUGAAGCUUUGGAAAUGGAAAAACAAAAUAGAAAAAAAAAUAGUUGUAGUUCAAUUGAAAGUUUUAAAAUUUUUGUACCAACAUUGAAUUAUCAAGAUUUCCCAAAAAUUGUUUCAUCAACGGAUGUUAAUACAAUAGUAUUAAGAACAAAUGGUUCAGCUGAUGGCUUAAAUGAUAAAAAUUUAGAAAGUACAACAGUAGUUACUCCAAAAGAAGCGAUUAUGAAAUCUGACUUUACAAAUACAAUUUCAAUGAGAAAAAAAAGUUUAGAAAAUAAUUUUGCUAAGGAGAAAUCAAGGAGCAGAAUUUCUAAACCGAUAUUAGGUCCAUUAGGAAAAGUUUCAAUGUUAAAGAAUAGAUUCAAUCAAAAUCAAACCGAUAAUAGUGGGUCAAAUAAAGCAAUGCCAGGAUAUAUGAGAACAACAUUAAGUCGAAGUACUAGCAGUUCACCAGUAAAAUCUUCAAUGGGACGAGAAUUUUCAAAAUCUAAAAAUGUUUUUGAUCGUUUGGCAUAUAAUCCCAAGACAAAUGCCACAGCGACAAUGCAAACAAAAACAACAAAAUAUAGCCCUCAAUCAUUAUCCUUACCUGGUUCACCAUUACCACAGAUGCGAUCAACUGCGUCCAUACGGUUAAGUAAUAAAGUACGUGAAACAACAGAAAGAUUAUCAGCACCAAAAUUCAUUGCUGUCUCAAAUAAUUCAAAUCAAAUAUCAACAACAUUGAAUUCUUUUGCAAAUCGUAAAUUAAAUACUUUUAAGCAAUUAAAUAUAAAUUCAGAUUUAGUAGAGACAGCAGUUGGAAUUAAUAUGACAUCAUCAACAACAGAAAAAUUAUUAAAAAACAAUAAUAAUAAUAGUAACAUAUUAAAUAAUAAUAAUAAUAAUUUUAGUAAUAUUAGUAGUAUUAAGAUAAAUAGCAGUACUUGUACUAAUACAACUAAUAUAGAAAAGAAUAAUUUUGAUAGUAAAGAUUCGAAAAAACACGAUUUAGAACAUACUCCAAGAAAUUACAAUACUAGAAGUUGAUUUAAAAACAUUUAAAUCAAAAAUAUGGUAUUAAUUGAAAUAUUGAAAAUAUUUUAUUUAUAGAAAUAUAUAAAUAUUAUGUUUUUCAAAUUUUCUAAUCGAUUUUUAAUAUUGAUUCAAUAAUUUCUUGGUUAUAUGCAUCUACAAUAUAUUUUAUAUAUGAGUUAAAUAUAGUUAUAAAUAAUAUUGAAACUAUAUAACUACAUAUAAACGACAAAAAUAAAAUAUUAUAUGUAUUAUUAUCAUUCUAAAUUUUAAUUCAAUAUAAAAAAAUUAAAAAGUAUGUAUGAAAGAUUUAUUGUAUAUUUUGGUUUUAUUAAAAUUAACUCUUAAUAAUAUAAUGCGAAUUAUGAAAUUAAUAAAUAGUUAAAUGAAUAAUUCCAAUAGCACAAUAAAAUCUUUAUAAUAAAAAAAAUUAUUUUAAUUGGACAUUAAUGAGAAAAAAUUUUUAAAAAAGAUUUAGUAUAAAAUUGAUAAGCCUUGAAAAGAAAAAAUUAAAUUAAUAAUUUUUGAUAUUUAUUUUUCGUACGGUUAAUUAUUUACAAAUUUUAAGUAUGAAUAUUAAUUAAAUUACAUUUAUAAUUUAUGAUAAUAAUACAAUUAAUGUUUUAAAAAUAAUAAUGAAAAAUUUAAAGUACGGGUGUAAAACUAAGCAAAUAUGCGACAAAAUAUUAGUAUAAUUAAGCACGAAUAAAUAGAUAAUAUUAUUAGUGUGCUCGAUCUUCGAAUAAUUGAAUUUAAAUAGGCUAGCAGAGAUAAUUUUAUUAAAAAUCUAUAAAGUACCUGUUAAGUAAUUGUCUCUCUUAAAUAUAUUGUGAAGAUAGCUUGUUAUUAUGUGCAUGUUAUGAAUAUAUUUUAUUUUGUCCAUUGUUCUAUGACCAAUUUUGGUUAUAUUAUAUGUCAACAAAAAUUAUUGCUUUUGCAAGCUAUAUACUUGUACGAGGUCGAUACGUACAAAUUAACAGAAAAUUGUCGCUAAAUUAACAAUAAAUGAAAAACGAAAGUUUAAUGAAUGCCGAAAAAAAUUAUUGUGUUUACAUGUCUUCAAAGAGGCUUUUCUUGACAAAAAUUAAAAUAAAUUUUAUAAGAAUAAACCAAAUGUGAACUAUUAAAUCGAAAAUAAGAAACAUACAUACUCUGCAUAUACAAUCUUAAUAUAAAAAGACUAAUUAUUUUAAAUGUAUAUUACCUUAACAAACGAAGACUCUAUAUAAUAAUUAAAUUUAAUUUUAAUUUGAAUAAAUUCAAAAUUGAAUUGCAAUUCCUCAUCUCUGAAUUAUAAAUUUAAAAAAGAAAAACAACUAUUUUAAACCAUUACACCCUGUACUUUCAAUAUAUAUUUAAUUUAGAAUGACUAUUGAUCGUUUAUUUUUUAAUAAUAUUUAAUAAUAUUAGUAAUUUAAUUCUGUAUACCUAUGCUUGCAAUGAAAAUUAUACCUGUGAGCCUAUAUGAAACUUGAAUUUUAUAUACCUAAUUUUUUCGAAACUCAAUGAUCCUAAAUUAUUUUGACUUAAAUGUUUUUCAUAUUUAAUUAAAUUUUAAACAAUAAAAAAAAUAAACAAUGUUUUUAAUUAUUUUUACGAUAUCAAAAAUUUUAACUUAUAAUUUGUCGUUUUUGUAGUGAGUUACAUAUAAAUAGUUAUUAAGCAAACUUAUAAUAAUUUGUACUUUUGUUCUCAUGUUUUUUUUUUAUUUUGUUUUAGGAUUUAUAUAAAAUAAUAUUUUUUUAUUUUUUCAGUAAUUUUGUUUUGUUAUAAAAAUUAGUUUUUAUUUGAAAUAUAUUGUAUUAUUAUUAUUAUUUUUUUUGUUUAAUAAAUUAUUAUAAUGUACUUAAUGCUUUGAGAUAUAAAAGUAAUUAUUAUAAAAGUAGAAAUAAAAAAAAA
Molecule: messenger RNA, 31171 nt
Organism: Condylostylus longicornis
Lineage: Eukaryota; Metazoa; Arthropoda; Insecta; Diptera; Dolichopodidae
Gene: Strn-Mlck
Product: myosin light chain kinase, smooth muscle
Exons: 26
Coding region: 50-29287 (9745 amino acids)
Biological process (GO): protein phosphorylation
Molecular function (GO): protein kinase activity; protein binding; ATP binding
Source: RefSeq, a predicted model, not a curated record